Messenger RNA from Dromiciops gliroides (monito del monte), 3379 nucleotides. RefSeq names its product immunoglobulin mu DNA binding protein 2 (gene IGHMBP2). Gene Ontology annotation, molecular function: ATP binding; RNA binding; 5'-3' DNA helicase activity. The transcript is spliced from 15 exons. NCBI's taxonomy places the organism in Eukaryota, Metazoa, Chordata, Mammalia, Microbiotheria, Microbiotheriidae. The coding region runs from base 30 to 3068 and encodes 1012 amino acids. The record is from RefSeq and is a predicted model, not a curated record.
CUUCCGGCACAGCGGCCGGAGCCGGCGUCAUGGCGGCCGUGGAGACUUUCGUGAGCCGCCAGCUGGAGCUGCUGGAGCAGGAGCGGGAGGCCGAGGUGCAGGAGAAGAGGGCAUGGCAGGAGGGCGUGUCCCCCAAGGAGCUGCAGCGCCGGGGCGUGUGCCUGCUGAGGCUGCGGGUGACGGGCCAGCGGACCGGGCUCUACGGGAGGACGCUGGCGGUGCUGGAGCCCGGGCCGGGGCCGGGCGGGGCCGCGCUGCCCUGCAGCAACCUGGGCCCGGGCGACAUCGUGGGGGUGUACGAGGGGGCCCCGGACGCCCCCCUGCUGGCCACCGGCGUCCUGACCCAGAUCACGGCCAGGUCUGUGACCGUGGCCUUGGAAGACCCCCGGGAGAGCGCGCCGGCCUUGGACCCCGGCGGCCUGUACCGGCUGCUCAGGCUGGCCAAUGACGUCACCUACAAGCGGCUCAAAAAAGCUUUGAUCGCCCUGAAUCAUUAUCACUCGGGUCCGGCCGCGCCGCUAGUAGAUGUUCUCCUUUGCGGUUCCGAGCCAAGCAGCCCCACUCCCACACAGCCGCUGACGUUCUGCAACCGUGCCCUGGACAUGUCCCAGAAAGAUGCCGUUGGCUUUGCACUAGCCCAGAAAGAGCUGGCCAUCAUCCAUGGGCCGCCCGGUACCGGGAAGACCACGACGGUGGUGGAGAUCAUCCUGCAGGCAGUGCAGCAGGGUCUAAAGGUCCUGUGCUGUGCCCCUUCCAACGUUGCCGUGGACAACUUGGUGGAGAGGCUGGCUGCACAGAAGCAGAGGGUCCUGCGCCUGGGCCACCCCGCGCGCCUCCUGGAUGCCAUCCAGCACCACUGCCUUGACGCAGUCUUGGCCCGCAGCGACCAGGCCCAGAUCGUGGCGGACAUCCGGAAGGACAUCGACCAGGUGAAGAGCAAGAAGUCCCUGGUGAAGAGGGAUAAGAGCUGUGCUCACAACGAGCUCAGGCUGCUGAGGAAGGAGCUGAGAGAACGAGAAGAAGCCGCCAUGCUCACGAGCCUCACCUGGGCCGACGUCAUCCUGGCCACAAACACGGGCGCUUCGCCGGACGGCCCGCUGAAGCUGCUCCCUGACAGUUACUUCGACGUGGUGGUGAUCGACGAGUGUGCCCAGGCCUUGGAGGCCAGCUGUUGGAUCCCCCUGCUGAAGGCCAGGAAGUGCGUGCUGGCUGGGGACCACCAGCAGCUUCCCCCCACCAUCGUGUCCCAUGAAGCCGCCAAAGCGGGGCUGUCCCUCAGCUUAAUGCAGCGCCUGAUUGAGAAACACGGGGAGAAAGUCGUCAGGAUGCUGACUGUCCAGUACCGCAUGCACCAGGCCAUCAUGCAGUGGGCCUCGGAGGAGCUGUACCAUGGACGGCUCACUGCCCACCCCUCGGUGGCCAGCCAUCUUCUGAAGGACCUGCCGGGGGUCUCUCCCACCGAAGAGACGAAGAUCCCCCUGCUGCUGAUCGACACUGCCGGCUGUGGCCUCUUUGAGCUCGAGGAUGAGGACGAGCAGUCCAAGGGGAACCCAGGUGAGGUCCAGAUCGUUAGUUUACACGUCCAGGCUUUGGUGGACGCUGGAGUCCGCGUGGGUGAUGUGGCCGUCAUCGCUCCCUACAACCUGCAGGUGGACCUGCUCCGGCAGCAGCUCUCCUCCAGAUAUCCAGAGCUUGAAAUCAGAUCUGUCGAUGGCUUCCAAGGACGAGAGAAGGAGGCGGUCAUCUUGUCCUUUGUGCGAUCCAAUCGGAAGGGCGAAGUUGGCUUUCUGGCAGAGGACCGAAGGAUCAACGUGGCAGUCACUCGUGCCCGGCGCCACGUCGCCAUCGUCUGUGAUUCCCGAACGGUUGGCAACAACGCCUUCCUGAAGAAGCUGGUGGAUUAUUUCACUCUGAACGGGGAGGCCCGCACUGCCUUCGAGUACCUCGAGGACAUUGUCCCUGACAACUACGCCCACGACGGUGUCCAGGGCCCUGGCCCAGUGGGCAGGAAGCCCACAGACCCUGCUCGGCCGGGCCCCAGGCUCCGCCCACAGAGCCGGAAAGCCCGAGGGGCCCGCACAUCCGGCCAACGUGGGUCAGGCCAGGCGGCAGAAGGCACCAGCCUUGAGGGUGGGGGCCAGCCUGAGGGGGCUGUGGACUCCUUCAGAACUAUGAUCCUGGACUUUGUGGAGAGCGGCAAGACCCUGCUUGAGUUUCCCCCAUCCCUGAAUGCCCACGACAGGAUGGUGGUCCAUCAGCUGGCCGAGGAGCUCGGGCUGAAGCAUGAGAGUGUUGGGGAAGGGAAGAAGAGAUACAUCUGUGUGCGCAGGAAGGCUACCUCAGCCACUGCCGCCACCACCACCGGUGCCACCACUGCUGCCACUACCACUGGUGCCAUCUCUGGUGCCACCACCUCCACUGCCACCACCACCAGUGCCACCACAGCGCCACCCGCAACAGUGACACAGAGUAGGGGGUGGGAGUUCCAACCUGGCUGCCCAGGUCCAGGGACGCCAGGCCUUGCCCUGGGUGAGCAGGGUACCCCCGGCAGCCCUGGAGAAAGUCUGAGUCAGAAAGACCUGCACCGGGCAAGUGGGCAGAUGGGGCAAGCUGGACCUGGCCAGCCGGCCAGAGAAUGCCAAGACCCUUCCGGGCCCAGGAUACCAAAGGUGUCUGGAAGAAAGAAGGGAAAAGAGAGGAGAGGCCACACGGGGGCAGGUCAUACGGCCGAGGAAGACUUUGACGCGUUGGUCUCUGCCACCAUCAAAGCCGACAACACCUGCGGGUUCCCCAGGUGCAAAGCCAGCGUGGUGACACUGGGCCAGCUCUGUCCACACUGCAGGCAGCGCUUCUGCCUCAGCCAUCACAUCCCGGAGGUCCAUGGAUGUGGUGAGAAGGCCCGAGCGCAUGCCCGACAGCAGAUUAGCAGGGAGGGGGUCCUGUACGCCGGCAGCGGGACAAAGGACAAGUCUGUGGACCCUGUGAAGAGGCUCCAUCUCCAGAGGAGGCUGGAUCAGAAGCUCGUGGAGCUGAAGAACCAGAGGAAAAGUAAACAGAAGGACAAGUGAUGAGUGAGCGACCAGCGUCCUUUGGGCCACCUCUUCACCCCCACCCCCACCCCCGCCGGAGAUUCGACCCUAGGCCCGGCCUGGCCCCAGGGGUGGGUGCUGGCACUCACACUCAUGUAAGAGUGUAGGUGACGGGUGCAGCCAGACCUGGGGGGAGGGAGGGGGAGUGCGCGUGCAUGUCUCUGGGUACCCACCGUAGCCGGCCCACUGGCUUUGGGGCCUUCGGGUUUCUGGGCAUCGCCCUCCCUUGAUGGGAGGUGAAGGAGGGAGACCCUGGGUGAAAGCAGCUAAAUAAAAUCUGUCAAACACUC